GAACGAGGCGGACUUGUCGUCGGUUGUAAAACACUGCAAAAUGGCGGAAAAUCAGAGGAAACGUAAAUUGUCUGCCACAAAUUCACAAACAAGACAAGUCCUGCGGUUAAACAGUCCAUCGUUUGAAGAGGAGUUCAAUGCCCUCAUGCUAGCUUCAGACCAAUCAGACAGCGAAGGUGAUUGCGAUGACUUUUUGAUUUCCGAAAAUGAUUUUUUACAAAAUCAUGAUAGUGAUCAAGACGAAUAUUCCCAGGAGAGUCGGACCAUUCGAGAAGACAGUAAUGAGGAAGGUCAAAUCACUUGUGAAGAAGUUAGCAGCGACAGUUCUGAAGACGAAGACAUACCUCUUUCAGAAUUACGAAUAUAGGUUGCCGAUAGAGGUGAUUUUUUGAAGUCAUUAGCCCGUUCGCUAGUGAUACCACAUAUGCAAAGACGUGUCAUCAGCAGUCAAUUACCAAGGGAGUUACGACUAGUGAUAAAGCGAGUUCUGGGGGAUGAUAUGAUCGAAGAAGGUGACCAAAGUCAUGAGCCAAGUCAGGGUAAACGAAGAGCAUGUAGGGUUUGUCCACCUAAACUACACAGAAUGACAAUUUACACGUGUGUCGGGUGUUCUAAUCCCGUUUGCUUGCAAUGUUCUCGCCCCCUGUGCAAAAAUUGCCAGUGAUUUAUAUAAAGUUGAGCGGUUGUCAAAUUUUUUAUAUUUUUGUUUUCAGAAGUGCUGUUUUGUUCUUUCGUUUCUUUAUUGAUUAGAUUUUAAGUAAAAAAUGUU
This is a messenger RNA of Colias croceus (clouded yellow), 769 nucleotides long. RefSeq lists its product as uncharacterized. Bases 41 to 367 code for a protein of 108 amino acids. The transcript has 2 exons. NCBI's taxonomy places the organism in Eukaryota, Metazoa, Arthropoda, Insecta, Lepidoptera, Pieridae. The record is from RefSeq and is a predicted model, not a curated record.